AUGCCUUCUGAAUACUCUUCACCUCCAGUUUACUCCACUUCAAAUGGGUUUAAAUACUCUCAUCAUCCAUACGGUGCACAAUACUCGCGUCCAGAUGGUCCACUUUUACUACAGGAUAACCAUUUGAUAGAAUCUCUAGCUAGAUUCGAUAGGGAAAGAAUUCCCGAAAGAGUUGUCCAUGCCAAAGGUGGCGGAUGUCAUAUCGAAUUUGAACUCACUGAUUCGUUAUCUGACAUCACAUAUGCAGCACCAUACCAAUCUCCCGGUUACAAGUGUCCUGGUAUCAUAAGAUGCAGUACCGUUGGCGGUGAAUCAGGGGCUCCAGAUACAGCCAGAGAUCCAAGAGGUUUCAGUUUCAAGUUUUACACGAAAUGGGGGAACCAUGACUGGGUGUUCAACAAUACACCGGUGUUCUUCAUCAGAGAUGCAAACAAGUUCCCUCAUUUUAUUCACACUCAAAAGAGAUCCCCAAGGAAUCAUUUGGGACAGGCUUCUGAUACUUCCAUGUAUUGGGAUUAUUUGACUCAAAAUAUCGAGUCCAUCCAUCAAAUCACGUAUAUGUUCGGUGAUAGAGGCACUCCAGCUUCUUGGUCUGACAUGAGUGCAUAUUCCGGUCACACUUAUAAGUUUAUCAAUGCUGAAGGUAAGUUGACUUACGUGCAAAUUCAUGUGUUACCAGAGAAUGGAUUCAAGACUCUUUCAUUGGAAGAAGCCAAUAAGUUAGCUGGUGAAAAUCCUGAUUAUAAUAACCAAUUGUUGUUCGAAAAGCUAGAAGCCGGUGAACGUCCAAAAUUUAAUUGCUAUGUUCAGACGAUGACCCCUGAGCAAGCAGAAAAUUUCAGGUAUUCCAUUAACGAUUUGACCAAGAUUUGGCCACAUAAGGAAUUCCCAUUGCGCAAGUUCGGUACCAUUACCCUAACCCAUAACGUCGAUAACUAUUUCGAAGAAAUCGAGCAACUUGCUUUCUCUCCAUCAAACACCUGUAUUCCAGGUAUCGAGCCAUCCAACGAUUCUGUCUUGCAAUCCAGAUUAUUCUCGUACCCAGACACUCAACGUCACAGACUUGGUACCAACUUUAUGCAGUUACCAGUCAAUAGACCCGUGAAUAUGGGUAGAGAAGCUUGUCCAUUUGCAGGUGCGAAUUUCCAAAGAGAUGGGCCAAUGUGUAUGUUCAACUUCAAGGACCAACCAAACUAUAUCGCUUCUUCCGGUAAAAACCUUGUUCAGUUCAACACAUUGGAUGACAACAAUGCCAAGUCAACGCACGAAAGAUUUACUGGUGUUGUAUUAGAAGAGGAUGUUGUCGCUGAAAUAAAGAGACAAGAAGAAAACCGUGUAGAACAUGAACGUGUUGUUAACGGUAAGAUCAACGAAUAUUAUAUUGUCAAUGGUGCAUCUCCAGUCGAUUUGGAACAACCAAGAGCUCUAUACGAAAAGGUGUACAACGACAAGGAUAAGAAGACAUUCGUCAAAAACGUUGUUGCACAUGCUUCUAAGAUCUCCAAUCCGGAAAUUAAGACUCGUGUGUCUCAAUACUUCGGUCUUUUGAAUGAAGAUUUGGGUAAACAGAUCGCUGAAGGCCUUGAAAUCCAAUGGGAGCCAGUUUCUUUCGAAACAUAUGCCCGGAGAAUCAGUAUCGCCAGUGCUUUCUAA
Messenger RNA from Kluyveromyces lactis, 1653 nucleotides. RefSeq names its product catalase T (gene CTT1). Bases 1 to 1653 code for a protein of 550 amino acids. The record is from RefSeq and is a predicted model, not a curated record. Gene Ontology annotation, molecular function: heme binding; catalase activity. NCBI's taxonomy places the organism in Eukaryota, Fungi, Ascomycota, Saccharomycetes, Saccharomycetales, Saccharomycetaceae. The transcript has a single exon. Gene Ontology annotation, cellular component: mitochondrion; cytoplasm; peroxisome. Gene Ontology annotation, biological process: response to hydrogen peroxide; hydrogen peroxide catabolic process.